Spinacia oleracea (spinach) is the source of this 1975-nucleotide messenger RNA. RefSeq lists its product as uncharacterized. The transcript is spliced from 2 exons. The record is from RefSeq and is a predicted model, not a curated record. Bases 1358 to 1975 code for a protein of 205 amino acids. Gene Ontology annotation, molecular function: nucleic acid binding; zinc ion binding. Lineage: Eukaryota; Viridiplantae; Streptophyta; Magnoliopsida; Caryophyllales; Amaranthaceae.
GCAAGGAUAUAUGGUUACCUCUAAAUGUAUGGGCUUUUAGAAGCAACACAUUGUGUUUCCUCAAAAAGGGGCCUUUAGAGGCAACCAAUAAUUAGCGACGGACUUAUUAGAGGCAUCCACUUUUUUGCUUCAGAAACCCAUUAGAGGCUAAAUCUCCAUUUUUAGAGGCAAUUAUGACUUGCCCAUGUAUCCGAUUUUUCUAGUAGUGGGACUAGGCUAUUGGUUUUGUCAUCGGCCCUAAAGGGAGACUUGGAACAUAUCUCAUUAUCUAGCCUACUUAGGAAAUCUGAGUCCCUACAAUCUCAUUAUUUUGCUAAUCCUAUUUGCUAAUUAUCUAAAUAAUCCAAUGAUGUUCAUAUGACGUUCAUACUCAUUUGAACUAGGAAAGGCUUUAAAAGAGUAAUCUUUGAGGGGUUUUCAUACUUGAAACUCCCCUCAAAUGAUCUUCCACACUCCUAUUUCAAGUCCAAGAUUAAAUCUUUAUGCUUUAUUUUCAACAAAACUUGGUUAAGAAAGUGAAGUUCUUACUCUUAAGAACAUUCCUUUUAACAACCAUGUACAAGUUUUCAAAAAUAUUUAAUUUUUAUACCAAGUUCCAUAAUACUUAAAGAAGUGCAACCCAUUCUUUAAGUUAGAACACGCGAAUCAUAUAAUUUCAUGUAUAAAUUCAAGUUUCAAGUUCAAAUAUUCUAUAAUGUUUCAUUAGGAACCAUUCCCCUAAAACUAGAAUCAAAUACAAGUAUGGAGAUAAUAAAGGUAAAGUCUUUACAUAAAAGAUUCAAGUUCAAGUUCAAGAUUCAAGUUCAAGUUCUAUAUUCAAGUUCUAUUUCAAUAUUCAAAUACAAACUCGGUGAUACUUUUUAAUGAGAAACUCAUUUUAAAGGGAGAAUUUUUUACACGAUUGGAUUUGUACGGGAGCCAAAUCACUUUUGAUUAAAAUGGGAGAUUUGAUGAAAAGACAAUUCAAUGUGCUGGACUUGUCUGGGCACAAUUUUUUGGAAUGGACUGUUGAUGCACAGAUGGAUUUAAAAGCCCAAGGCCUGGACCAUACCAUAAAAGAUACACUGGUUCCAGGCACUACAGAAAUCAAAAUUGGCACCGAGCAGGAAAAGACCAAAGCCAUAGUCCUUAUAAGGCAUCAUUUACAUGAUAGCCUGAAAACUGAAUAUCUAAUGGUGGAGAAUCCCAAAGAGUUGUGGGAUAGCCUUAAAGAAAGAUAUGGACACCAUAAAAGGGUGCUCCUGCCAAAGGCUCAAUUUGACUGGACUAAUCUGAGGUUCCAGGAUUUUAAAAUUCCACGUUAUUCAAAAUUGUAUCAUUGCUGAGAUACUGUGAUCAAGCGGUCACAGAAGAUCAAAUGAUAGAGAAAACCUUCUCCACCUUUCAUGCGAAUAAUAUUUUAUUGCAACAGCAAUACCGAGAGAGGGGCUUUAAGAGAUAUUCUGAGCUGAUUUCUCUAUUGUUGGUUGCUGAACAGAAUAAUGGUCUUCUGUUAAAGAACCAUAAUCUUAGACCAACUAGGUCUAUGGCAUUCAAUGAAGCGAAUGCCGUUGAAAGCUCAAACCCACCUGAGGCAAAUGUUGCCCAUAGAGGUGGACGUGGAAGAUUUAACCACCGCGGUAGAGGACGCGGAAACCACCGUGGACGUGGUCGUGGUCGUGGCAGGGGUUAUCUGGGCCCUAGAAAUAAUAAUCACAAAUGGCAUCAACAAGGAAAUCAAAAGCACACCCCCUCAAAAGAGAAAGACACAUGUUUUAGAUGUGGCAUGACAGGCCAUUGGGGGAAAACAUGCCGUACUGCAAAACAUUUGGUAGAUCUGUACCAAGCCUCAAUAAAAGGCAAAGGAAAAGUUGCCGAGGCAAAUUAUGUAGAUGAGGAAAAUUCCUCAGGGCCAAGCUUUGAUGUAUCUGAUUUCUUCAAUGAUAACCCUGAUAGUGGCAAUUAUCUGAUAUUUGGGGAUAAUAGUAACAUAUAA